Molecule: messenger RNA, 732 nt
Organism: Kwoniella mangroviensis CBS 8507
Lineage: Eukaryota; Fungi; Basidiomycota; Tremellomycetes; Tremellales; Cryptococcaceae
Exons: 3
Coding region: 1-732 (243 amino acids)
Biological process (GO): regulation of DNA-templated transcription
Cellular component (GO): nucleus
Molecular function (GO): zinc ion binding; transcription cis-regulatory region binding; DNA-binding transcription factor activity, RNA polymerase II-specific
Source: RefSeq, a predicted model, not a curated record
AUGCCUCGAGAUAUCACUCCCCCACCGACCAAUCGAGCACCUAAACGGACGAGGGUCUAUCGAGCUUGUCAAUAUUGCUUUAGUGCAAAGACGCGUUGUGAGGAUGUAAGGACAGAUGGCUGUUUCAUUUGCAGAAGGAAGGGUAAACUAUGUUCGCUAGCUGGAUUGAACAGUUCCGCAAAUAGCUCGGGAUCACAUGACGGUAACGCCAAUGAUGGCCGUACAGGCUUCAACGAAAUCGACAAAAACACAAAUGGGAAUGGGAAUGGGAAUGGCAACAGUGAUUUGCUGGAGAAGAUAGAAAGACAAGAGAAGAGAUAUAAACAACUAGAAGCGAGAUUCAAUCAAUUGGAACAAAGAUUCAUUUCUGAUCAUUCCCGACAGAAUCGCAAUGCUGAAACAUCGAGAUUGACAUUGAACGAACAUGGACAUCAUGAUUAUCACUUAGAUGCACAUUUACCACUACCAUCCAAGCAUCUUACGAAAACAUCACAUCCGCUCUUACCUCAAUCAUGGCAUGGACUUAUCCCAGUAUUCGAUGAGCACCUACUCAAUGCAACGGACCCAAACUCUCUACCUGACGCGGUGGAAUUAGGGUUGAUCAAUAAGACUCAGUUGGAAAUGGGAUUUCAAUUGUUCAAACAUCGAUUUUCCUCUAUAUACCCAUUCCACACAUUCCUACUUACCUCCACGUCCGUACCUUCUCAGAGCUUUAUCAACCUAGUCAUCUAA